UUAAAAUUUUAAUAAUAGUUAACAUGGAUUUUGAAAAAAAGUGCAUGAAGUUUCUAUAAACAAAUGUGAAAAAAUAAUUAACUCGUGACGCGUGUGUAAGAACGCAAAACGCGAAAAAAUAAAUUUAAAUUUACAUGUUUUACGCAUAUAUUAAAUAAGUGGAUUUCACGGAAGGAGCCUGAGUGAUCAAUAUGUCGGUUAACUACAGCGCCCACCAGUUUGAGCCUGCCUUCCGCCCAACGAAACUCUGUAACUGGGAAGUGCCACGAAAAACUAGUAGACGACCAUCAGUUUGCAAAGUUCCAACACAGGUCAUUUGCGACGAGAACGGGCGUUUCCUGUCCGCUGAUUUAAGACCAAAAAGCAGCCCUUGGGCUAAAUACAAAAGUACUUGGCAAUUGCCAGAUAGAAUUACGAGGUAUCAAGCAAACGAAUUGAAUGAAACCCUACCCAAGCGAAAGAUAGCGGGAAAAGAUAAUAAAAGCAGAAAAGGAGGAGAACAGAGUCCACAGUCUACAGGAAAUGAGCAGACGCAAUAUACUCAAACUGCACCACAGCCUUUAGUAUAUCCUAAUGUACAAGAUCCUAAUCAAUUGCAAGUAAUGCAACCCGGAAAAGUAAUAUAUACUGAUCCACAGCUGCAGCACAAUUAUGAACCUCAAUAUGUUGAUCAAAUUGCAUUUCCCGGUGCGGGUCCGAUUCCUGCGGAAGAGCAAACUGUUGCUAUAUGUGGCCCACAACCUAACAUAUACAUCCCAGGAGAUUUCACUGAACCGGAGCAGCAGCAUUCAAGCCGAUUGACUCUUUUACAACAGAAUCUUAACAAUGAUUCUGACAAUAAAGAAGAACUCCCUUUGAAUCCACUAUACAUUGAACAACACAAAUGUACUGAUACCAUUGCUCUCCUAGAAGAACAAGAAAAACGACUUCGUGAAAAAAUUCCGCACGUACUUGGUGAUAACGUUGAAGACAAUUUCGAAAAUAUGAAAAUCCAAACACAUAUCCCUGACAAACCAACAGAAAGAAACCCAUCCCCUUUGAUCCCAGCAUAUUGUAACUUUGAGAUGGCGAAAAGAAUGGCUCAGGAGAAUUUAGAGCACCAACCCUUGCCCGAUUGCAUAAUGGACCGUGCAUUUCGGAAAAUCCAAGCCCAAGGAGAUUCAUACCCGGGCUUAGCAUUAGACGUAAUACCCUCUGCUAGCGGUGUUGGAAUUAAAACCUACAAAGCCGGGCCAACACAUUGCACUAAAAUGAAAGUGUACAGGCCAAAAACGUGCGGGGUGGUGCCGAAGGCAGUUGGUGAGUCACAAAUGCACAGACCACAGACCUGUUACCCAGGAAAUCAAAAGAUGAGUUCAAUGGACCUUGCAAUAUGUUGGGACUAUAGACCGGCUAAUCCAAUGGACGAACCUCAACCGCCUAAGCACAUCGAUGGCUCAAAUGGAUCAGCUGCUCCUGCAGUUUUUACUUUAGUCAAGACUCCAAGAACACCGGAAAAACUUGAUACCGGUCGGUCGGCUGGAAUUUUUACAAACACCCUUGGCAACGAAGGUUUCUUCGAGAAAGACAUAGUGAGGAGGAAAACAAAUUUUUCAGCGCAAAGAAGUAAGAGUGGCUUGAAGUGUUCAUGUGGAACCUCCCCGAUGAGUAUGGCUAGCGCAAAAUCAAGUCGAUCUCAAAGUGCAACACGCGAUGCGGCCCUAAAAAGUAAUACAAAACGCAGUGAAAGCUCCCCAAAUCUGUCUCAAAUAGUGAACGUAAGUGAAUCUGCCAUGUAUAGAGGAAAUCAUUAUCGGAAUUACAAUCAGCACAUUCCAAGAAAAAAGGAACACACUUGCAGCAAAUAUGGUCCUAAGAAUCGUGAUAUGCACGUCUUGAAACGAACAGAGAGAUUGUGCCAGAAAUUCGAACCCCAACAAUAUCCGGAACUAGCCCCAAGAGAAACCUACAAACCUGCUUUCAAAGCAGGGGUUCCGAAGAGUAACGCAUCAGGCACGGUGACUAGCUUUGAUAGUGGUUGCAGUACAAUGUCUUCAGGCACGUGCUCCACAAAAGUUUUAAAUAUUCCCAAACCACGACAUCCAUAUGCGAAAAAGAAUUACAAUAUCGACACCCUAGUCCCGCCCUUUGCUUGUAUUAAAGGCGGCGCAGGGCAGGGUGGCUAUCCCGAACACUGGCGAUUAGCAAGCGUCUACCAACAUGCAUAUAAGCCCAUCGAUCAACGAAAACGACCACUAUUGCAAACUAUUUAUAAGUAAUUUAAUAAGUUUUUA
Molecule: messenger RNA, 2273 nt
Organism: Hermetia illucens (black soldier fly)
Lineage: Eukaryota; Metazoa; Arthropoda; Insecta; Diptera; Stratiomyidae
Exons: 6
Coding region: 192-2258 (688 amino acids)
Biological process (GO): cilium organization
Cellular component (GO): ciliary basal body
Source: RefSeq, a predicted model, not a curated record